GCGCAAACUGGCGACGGGAGCAACGGUCGCAGCACGCGGUACACGCCAAAUAAAUCACUUUCUCCCACUCUUCACCCUCUCUCUCCCUUCCUUCCCCGGCUCGCGGGAAAAGCCGCCCCGGGAAAUCAGCCAAGAACCCUCGGAACGAGGACAAAACCGCACACCAGAACGCGCACGAGAAUGACCGCCGGCGUCAGAAUCCACCCGCCCAGCGGCAGCUCUUCAUCCGGUUCAGGCUUCCCGUUCCUGUAGAAAUUGACCCGCCCGCCAGAGUGGAUAGAUAAUCUUGGAGGCGAGAAAUUACUCUUCAAACGCGCUAUGAUUUCGGCGUUAAUCUUGUUGGUUCCCGAUUCAGUGUGGGGUCAAGGGUCAAAUGCGGGGCCUCCUCCCUAGUCCAGUAGUCCUUCCAUUCCCAUGGCGCCCGCUAUGAUUUCUUGCCAAAUCCCUCGCGCCGUUGCCUCAUAGAGCAGCAAUCCCCCCAGGGUCAUCUCCUCUCUUCUCUCCACUCGCAUCGGUUCCUUCUCCCUCCCCUGCUCAUCCUGCCGCCGCUGCCCCGUGGCUCCUCCACUGAGGCGCACGGGCGGAAACAGGCCAAUGGGUUUGGUUCGGUCCAUUGGCUCCAUGUAGGCGCGUGGUUCGCUCACUGCAGAUGCCCUGCCUAACCCCGCAAUUCGUCGCCGGUUGCUGAUCAGUCGAGCUCCUGAUUUGGAGCUUCUUGGGGGAUUUUCUUGGGGCCCAGGGGCGUGUUUCAUUUGCUGCCCGGUUUGGCCGUGCAUUAAUAGCCGCUUCCUUGUGAUAGUCCUCUCCCUCCCUCCCUCCUCUCUCCUCUCCCUCGUGUCCUUGCUUCUGUUCUGGGGAGUGGCAGUCUGGUUGCGGCAACAAGAGUUCUUGGAAAGGUUCUGAUGGGUUGCUUCGGGUGCUUCGCGCCGGAGGCGGAGGAGGGAGACGAGGACCACAAGCCCUCCAAGCCCGAUGAUUCAUCAGGGGCUGAUGCGAGGAGGAAGGUGGCCCCGGAUGUGGCCAACGGCUACGCACACAGCUUCACCUUCAAGGAUCUGCUUGUGGCGACCGGCUACUUUAACGAGGCAAAUUUCAUUGGAGAAGGUGGAUUUGGGAAGGUGUAUAAGGGCAAGAUCAAUGGCCAGAUGGUUGCAGUGAAGCAGCUCGCUCAAGAUGGUGUGCAGGGGAGGAACGAGUUCUUGGUGGAGGUGCUUAUGCUGACUGUGCUCAACCAUCCCAAUCUAGUCAGCUUGGUUGGGUUCUGCGCGCAGGGGGACGAGAGGCUUCUCGUAUACGAGUACAUGCCGUUCGGCAGCCUGGAGAGCCAUUUGUUUGAUGUGCCUCUUGGCAAGAAACCACUUGAUUGGAAUACACGUGUGAGGAUAGCUGUUGGAGUAGCAGAAGGGCUUUCUUACUUGCACAAUGUAGCUGAUCCACCUGUCAUUUACCGUGAUAUGAAAGCUGCUAAUAUUCUGCUGGGUGAGGAUUUCAGUCCGAAGCUUUCUGACUUUGGACUUGCAAAAGUUGGACCAGUUGGUGACAGAACUCAUGUCUCCACAAGAGUUAUGGGUACCUAUGGCUACUGUGCUCCUGACUAUGUUGUGAGUGGUAAACUUACCAUGAAAUCGGACAUCUACAGUUUUGGUGUUCUUCUGUUGGAACUGAUAACCGGCAGGAGGAUUUAUGAUGCGUCAAGGCCUAAACCAGAGCAGAGUUUGCUAACAUGGUCAAGGCCAUUUCUUCAUGACAAGAGGAAGUUCUACCGGCUUGCUGAUCCGGCUCUGCUGGGCUGCUACCCGUCAUCGGCUCUGAACCAGUUAGUUGUGAUCAGCAUAAUGUGCCUCCAGGACCAGCCCCAUGUCCGCCCAAUCAUCGCUGAUGUUGUGACAGGCCUGAACCAUGUUGCAAGCCAGCCAUAUGCGCCUGAACGCCUGCCAGUAGCUAUGAGCUCCCCUGCGAACAGCGGGUCACCACAGUUCGUCCUCACGCCAUCCAGAAGGAGAGGCAGUAGGAGGACUGCACUGUAUGCGUAG
This is a messenger RNA of Panicum hallii, 2033 nucleotides long. RefSeq names its product probable serine/threonine-protein kinase PBL21. Gene Ontology annotation, molecular function: protein kinase activity; ATP binding. Lineage: Eukaryota; Viridiplantae; Streptophyta; Magnoliopsida; Poales; Poaceae. The coding region runs from base 903 to 2033 and encodes 376 amino acids. The record is from RefSeq and is a predicted model, not a curated record. The transcript is spliced from 5 exons. Gene Ontology annotation, biological process: protein phosphorylation.